CUAAAGGUGUGUGAAGUCGAGUAAAGGAAGCAUUUCGAAAACAAGGUCCCACUUGGCCUACAAGUCUGUGUGCAAACACAGGCUCAUUCUCUCUUUUCCCAGGGCCUUGUCGAUAGGAAGGAAGGAGGGACAGGCCUGCGACAAUGGGCCAGCGGGAGUUGACUCAAACAGCCAAUUCCUGGUGAUUUCCUCUCCCUGCCGAGGGGGCCAGAGAAAGUGGGAAAAGGAAGUUCAGCCGAGGAGGACUGGAGGCAGGAGGAUCGCUAGGAACAAAAGGGGCAGCUUCCUGAACUAUUUCCAGCCCUGGCAUGGCAGCACAAUCCGCCUGAAGAAGCAGCCGCCUUGCAGAUUUCGCCUUGCUGCCGAUUUCAGAACUGGACUAGGCCGAAAGACAGCAGGGGGUGGGUGGGUGUCUGUUGCACAGACCAGGGUGCUGUGAAGGCAUCUGCGCGUCGUGUGGAUGCCCCUGUGCGUGCUUUGACACCGCUGGUGCUGCGUGUGGGACCCCAGCGCUCAUGGAGAGGGCAGGAUCUUUGCUUAUGUCCUUGCACAGAGCAGCGACUUCUAACAUAGACCUGGAUGUCAAGAAACCCACUCCUCCCAAGCUGCUAUGGCACCAGCCUGUGAAUAUCUUCUUGGCCCGUCCUGUUGGGGUGGAGGAGCUUCACCAUGAAGCUGAACUCAAUCUCCAGAGCUUGCUCCAAGAAGAGUACGAGGAGCCUUACUCAGAAGCCAGGGCCAGUGGCCAGACCUUCCGCUAUGCCAGUUCUCAUUCUGCAGACAGGCCCCUCGACUGCAGCCCCCGGCCCCCAGUACCCAGCAAACGCUUGGAGUUUGUGUUCAUGCCUGCAAGCCAGCAAGUGAAGGAGAACGAGACAACCACGCUUGGGGUGAGGGCCCCAGAGCCUUCAAUUAGCUUGCCCACUACGCCAGACAAGCACACCACCUGGACCCGAACUGGCCCUCUGCCCUCCGUUGAUGAGAGGAGGUUGCACCAGCCCUGUUCAACCCAAGCCAACAUUGUUCCCAUCAACGUCUCUGGACAGCCGUUCGCUCGGCACGCAAGUACUCGCCACUCCCUCUUCAACACAGAGACAGCCAUGAAUCCCAAGUCCUUGCUUCGCCGGAGACGGACGGUCAUCGGCUUUCCCCACCUCGCCCUGCGGGACCCAGGGAACAGCAACGGCCCCAUUCUCAACCCUCCAGCGACCAUCGCAGAGUCCGCCUCUUGCAAUUUUGUCCCUGAGGUGGCUAACGGGAGGAGCUCCACCCACCAGGCCCGCUCCCCGCAGCCAAGGCCACAGCUGAGGAAGACCUUCAGUGACCUUGGGGGAGUUCUACAAGGACGGUAUUGCCAGGGGCCUGCUGGCCACACAGACAACCCUGGGGCAGUGUAUGCCAGCCCAUCGUGCAACGGCCCCAAGGAGGACUUGACAUUCUCCCCUGCCUGGAGUGCAGCAUCUUUUGGCUACGUGAGCCCUUCCGCGAGCCAGAGUGAGCUGGUGAUGGAAAGUGGGGCCCAGUCUCCCCGCAGCCAGAGGGGAACCCCAGACUCUGACCGGCCUGCUUCUUUCUUCAUCAGCAAAGACAACGCAGUUGGGAGCAACGGGUCUGGGGCGUUCUGCGCUUCUCCUGAGUCCCCUGUAGAUGCCAACGGAGGCUUGAGGUGUGGGGCAGCGGAGGUCAAGGCUCGUUUAGUCCCCGCCACCCUGAGCGAAGAGGAGUGCCCCCAAGCGGAGAGGCAGCGGGUGAUGUGCAAGUUCCGCGAGAGGUCUCUCUCCGUCCCCACUGACACAGCCUCCUUGUGCUCCAUGGACAUCGGGGGCAGCGAGACCUGUGCCCUGAGCUACCCCAGCGCCAGCUCCGAGGGCAGCACAAGCACAGACAACGUCUCGCUAGCGGUGGAGGAGGCUCAGGUGAGGUCACGGCGGCCGCGCACCAAGAGCAUCUCUCUCAAGAAGGCCAAAAAGAAGCCCUGCCCACCUACCCGCAGCGUCUCAUUGAUCAAGGAGGGGCAGCUAAGCAUCGCAGAAGCUGGUGACGAGCCGCUGCCGCAGGACCAGAGACCAAAAAGUCUGUGCUUGCUGCCCGACGCACAGGCCCAGAGCCAAGUCCCUGGGGACACAACCAAAGAGCUGGAAAGCGUGCCGUACUCACAGCAGUGGUACAUGCCAGAGUGGAGUCCUGGCGACCCCUAUUGCUCUCUCUCUGGCUCCAGCACAGCCACUGGGACCACCGUGAUCGAGCUCUCCAAGGCACGGGGUAGCUCUGAGUCCCUCCCCUCCCCUUCCGUCUCCCGGGCCACCACACCUUCCCAGCUCUCUGCUGAGGUCAACUUGAAAACCUCCUCCCCGGCGAGGCCGACAGGGGUGAUGUCUCCCUCCAGCGGCUACUCCAGCCAGUCGGAAACUCCAACCCCAACCAUCCCAACAUCUGCCGUUCUGGGCCACACCCCGCAUCAGAGUGGGCGCGCGAGACCCCUUGUGCCCGAGAGGAAGUCCUCACUGCCCCCAGUCUCGCCCAUGGAGCGAAGCCCCAAGUCACGGCUGUCCUUCGACCUGCCGUUCGCGCCGCCGUCACACCUGGACCUCUCGGGGCUGAAGAUCUCUCUCAAGGCCAAGCCCAAAGUGAGCCGGCACCACUCCGACUCCACCUUUGGAGCCAAGCUGGGGCCGAAGCUCAGCCCCGUGCAGCCCGUCAUGCCCAUGGUGACACAGCUGGACCUGCGCUCCGUCCGCCUGCGGUCCAUCAGCCGCUCCGAAACAGAGGACAACCUAGAGAGCCUUGAGCCUGUCGAGGAGCCUGGCAAGAAGGUCCGGCCCCCGGUGGCAGAGAAGCCGCCCCUUUCCAGGAGGCCCCCGAUGCUCCUGCACAAGACCCCUCCAGUCCAGGAAGAGUCCCCCGUGGGCUCCCCAACCUCUCCACUGACACCCCAGGGCUCGGUCGCCGUAGAGAACGUUUACAUAGUGGCCAGGAGGCCUGAGCACCAGUGGGAUGCAGAUGCCUGGAGCCCUAUGGAGCCGCAGCCCCCCGUGGCAGCCGUCUCUCCAGCACAAGGGCCCCCGGGGACAUUCUUCUCUGCCCGGCGGCUUUCCGAGGACAGCUUGGAGGAGGAGCUGAAGCCAAGGCUGCCGCUGGAGAGAACACCUGGCGGGGAGAGCCACAGAACCAAAGUCCCUCCCCCUGUCCCCAAGAAGCCUAGUGUGCUUUACCUGCCGCUGGUGAGCUCCCCGCUCCACCCAGGGGCCUGCGUCGGGGAUCCGAGGUUGGCUGCCAGCCCUGUCAUCAUGCUGGACGAGGACUGUGCUUAUUCCGAGCUGACUCCGUGCAAGGCAUUGACCCCUGUGGCUAACACAGUGAGCAUCAGUCCGACGACUGCAGGGUUGUCUUGGGGAAACGUUUCAGGGAGCUCAGUGGGCUCAAGGGCCGAAGAGAAAAGCUUUGUAAGUGACAAAACCGCCGAGUCGAUAACCGAGGAGGACGACGAUGUGUUUGUGACAUCCCGAACCACAGAGGAUUUGUUUACUGUCAUCCACAGGUCCAAACGGAAGUUGCUUGGUUGGAAGGAAUCCGGCGAAGCCUUUGGCAACCGGCAGAAUUCAAAGAGCAACGAGUGCGCUCCGACGGGCGUCACAAGAACCUCCAGCAGGAAUGAAGAUUUUAAGGCACUCCUUCAAAAGAAAGGUGGCAAGGGCGCUUCAGGCAUCCGUACGUCUGCGGCUGAACUUCUGAAGACCACCAACCCCUUGGCUCGGCGAGUUAUGACCGAGUUUGCUGUGGACGGGACAAUUCAGGGCCCUAAGACCCAGCCAUGAGUAUGUCAAGAGAGAGAGAGAGCUUUGUCAUUUCGCGCAAUGCCCUAAUCCAACCCUUGGGGAGAUCUGCUUGGCUAAGGGUCAGGGUGAGCCUACCACUCCAUUACCGGGGUGGGGGGGUUGUGUUGUUGUUUUUCAUCUUUGUUGAUUUGUUGGCAGUGGUGCCAGACUUUUUUCUGUUUCUUUUUUUACUGGAGGGGGGACUCCUGACCCAAGAAAAAGUGUCUUAAAUGCAGAGCACACACUCAUCCCCAAUGGAAUCAGCCACACAUCUUGGCCCUAAAGGGAGGAAGCUUUUAUAUCUUUUUCCACACUGGAAGAAGGACCUGCAGCAUGGGUGUUCCUAGACAGGGCUAUCCUGCAUUGGUAUCAGACCUAGGCCUGGCACCUUCUUCAAUUGCAUGAGGAGUGGGAUACAUCUUCUCUUUUUCAUCCUGAUCCUCCUGGUUUCCAAGACUACAAAUUUGGCGGGUUGGGGAGUCCCCCUGUGCUGAUUUCUUCUCUGCAGUGAAGCUAGCUUGGAACUGUUCAGAGUUUCUUUGGCAUGUGGUACUUUCGGUGCUUGUAGGAUGCAAUAUAUGGCUGUUGUGGCUUCUUUUCUUUUUAAUCCCACCCCCCCACCCCACCCUGCAGAACCUGACUUGAUCCUUUUUAGUUUUGACUGCGAAACUCCUGAGGUAGUGGUGGCAGGGUGGAAAGGUGGUCACUUAGGAGGCAGGUGUUGUUCAAGCAGAGGAAGAGCAAAGAUGCCUGUUUUUAUUGAUGAUGCCUGACGGUCAUAUCAGGGCUCAGCCCCACUUCUGUCAUUCCUAGUCACGGGUCCGAGAAGCUAUUUUGCCCUUUCGCUUUCCCUGGAGAAACCUGCUGCUUAUGCCUGAAUUGGAAGAAACGCCAGUCAGGUUUCCUGUGGACUAAGAUUUGUUUCAGUUCAGCAGUGAACAGUGGGUUUUCCCGGGGAGAGCGGCGGGACAAAAUUAAAGCCUCUCAGACCCAUGACUAGCAAUCAUGAGGCUUUUAAUCUCAGGGUGGUGAGUUCAAGCCUCAAGUUGAGCGAAAAAGCUCCCUGCAUUGCAGGGGGCUGGACUAGAUGAUCCUCGUGUUCCCUUCCAACUCUACAGUUCUGUGAUUCUUAGGAUGAGCCCUAUGACUCCAGUGUCCUUAACCUAUUGCUUGCUGUUCUUUUGCUCAGGGCGGGCAAAAUUCCCCAAUCUGGCCUCAUCACCCUUCAUCCUAAUAUUUCUAUGCUGGCCCUUGAGAAUUUUGCAAUAUUCGUUCAGCUCUCGGGAGGGCUGGCACCAUUUUGAUAUGGGAUUGCUUCCCCCACUGCCUUAAAUGCAAAUAUUCAGCUUGGAAUCUGAAAGAUUUUCCUAGCCCUUCUAUAUCCUUGGAACCAGAAAUCCAUUAUCUGACCAGAAGCUCUCGUUAAUGCUGUUGACCUGCUUCUCUUCACAGCCUUAAAUGGAACAAAAGUAAAUUGUCUUGUAGCUGCUGGGUUCCUGAGCUAAUUCUGUCUUUAGAGCCAAAUCCUGCACACAAUGGACUCUGUCCAGCUGGGACACCAUGGGGCUCUUUGCAGACACCAGUCUUAGACUAAUGGGCUGGUUGUUCAGUGCCAUCUUGAACAGUGGGCGUAUGAUUGAACUGUACUGGUGGGGUAAUAUUGUUUUAAGGAUCAAUUCAAAGAGUUGGGGCUGAAUAAUCGUUGCAGCAGCUAUCUGCAGAUUCUUCACUUCCGUCCUUGGUAGGAUUCUUCUUUUAACAUCAUGAAGAUGAAAAAAGAAUUAAAAGCAUCUUGCAGCACUGUACGCACUUGCAGAUGAAUUGUGGCAUAAACUCUCAUAUACUAGAGCCUGCUUAUUCUGAUUAACUAGGUGUUUUCCUAAGCUGGGAUACAUGUGAGCAAAGGGAAGGGCAUACUUUAAAUGGUGGAGGGCAAUUGGCCACAGAAUUUACAAUCUGUGGUCAUUUUAUGAAAAGGUUAAACCAAUGGUGAACCUUCCAGAGGUUGUUGAAGCUUGGCUUCCAUCAGUCCCCGCCAGCGCAGCCCAUGUCUCGGGAUGAAGGGACAGGCAUAGGCAAACUCAGCCCUCCAGAUGUGUAAUGCCAGUAGCAUCUGGUCAGCUACUGAGUUUUAGGCUCCUGUUUUCCAUGAGUCCUAGGGAGUAUGGAAGGUGGGUCAUUUAAAAAGAGAUAACAAGGAUCAGUAAAAUGCCCAACUCCUUCCCCAAUAACGUAUGGCUCCUUCCAGUGAUUAUCUUAAACCUCGCCUAUUUAACUUGAAGUGAGCAAAAAUCACAAGAUCCUCUGUAGGAAUCUAGGAUUUGCCAUGCACCUCCUAAGAUCAGUCUACCCAUGUUCAAUACAAAGUUGUUGUUUUUCCCCUCAGGAUGCUUUCACAUGCUGCAAAAUACUGAAAAAAGACCAGUGUUCAAAUUAUGGUAGAUAGGGUUUGGGGGUUUUUUUCUGAGAGGGGGUUAGUGAAAUUCAUGAGACUGAUGCCCUAAACCUCCCCAAUUUCAGCCAAAACAUGUCCCACAUUUGAAAAAGCAGGAGCUAAGGGGGAAAUUAUAAAAAGUUAGGGUGUCUGGGGGCCCUUUGCGUCACCCUUGUAAUAUGGGAACCGAACGGUCUCCCCACAGAAUGUACAUAUUAGUGCUUAACAUUCUCUUUUUGUAAAUGCUAUGGUGAAAAUAGGAAGCGUAACUCAUUCUUACUUCCUGUUUCAGUGAUUGUUAGAACAUGGGGAAGGGCUACAGCAAUCACAGAUAAACUUGGCAAAAGAUAAUUUCUUUUAGGUAUAUCCAAAGGGGCUUGCUUGGAAAGACUAGGGGCAUAUUUACAUUGCAAAAUUUAGCUAGUUUGAAGUGAAGGUGGAACUCAUGUCAUCACACACACACACACACACACACACACACGCCUGCUCCAGGAACCCUGGGAGCUGGAGUUGUAUGAGGUUGCAAAUAAUGUUUUUUUUAUUCAAUCUCUAUACCUAUAGUUUCCAGGUUCAUUGGUCUGGACUUGUGACAUUUAAAUGGGCCUGAAACUGGUUGCAACUAAGGGAUGAAGGAGUAAUUUGCUUCUGUUUGUAUUGAAAUGCAUACCAAUCUAACCCACACUUCCUGAAAAAUAUGUGAACUGAAAAAGCUAGCCUUCAAAAUCUGCACUCCUCCAAAUUUUGUCAUGCAGUUCUCCGGCCAAAUAAUGUUUACAAAAAAAUGUGCCUACUAUCAUCAUCAUCAUCAUCAUCAUCAUCAUCAUCGUCAUCAUCAUAUAUUUCUUCAUCGCCUUCUAAACAACCAUCUCAAGGCAAUUUUCACGUAAGAUAAUUUUUGAAAACACACACACACAAAAACACACAAAACACAUUUGAAUCAAGACUAAAACUCUAGCAAAAUAAACACUCAUGGUAAAGGCCCAUUUAUCCCACUAGGAAAACUGUGUUCAAUUUUAACUAUAGUUACUUGACACAAGCUAACAGCCUAGGUUGCAAAGCUGGCUUGUUCAAUUUAUAGUUAAAAUUAGCCACAGUUUAGGUUUCAAACAAUGCACUAAACCGAGACUAAUCUAAAAUAGAAGCUUCUGCUCAUCUCACAAGGACAUUUUCCCUGCCUUGGAGAGCUUUUCCUGGCUGGGAUGUAUCUUUUAACUGUAAUAAAAUUACUUGCUUGUCUGGAUGGGGGAAUGGAGAAAUGGAUGGGUGUCACAACAUUUAUCUUUUAUGUAGUUGGAAUGUAGCAGUCACAUCCCUUGAAGUGUCCACUUUUGCCUCUGGCCCUUCCCACCCCUGGUUUUCAGGUCCUGGGCAAGUUCCCCAUGCGCGAAUUCUCCCCUCAGGCUGGAACAGGUUCCCCGUGAUUGCUUUAAUCAUACAUGCAAAUCCAGGUAUACACUGUGUCUCAAAACUUGUUUUCCAUGCAGUACCUGACUGCCUUGCUGGCAGGGACUGGAGAAUCUCCUCAUUCAUCUGGCCACUGGUCUGAUUUUCUGAUUACCAAACGUGCCCCUAAUGGAACAGGGUAGUAAUGAUAGCCGAUAGCUAAUGUAAGCCAAUUGCAACUUCAUAAAAAGUGAAAACAGGGUGUUUUUAAAAUACUGCGCUUAGUUUUGUAUGACUUCCAGGGUACCCUAUACAGUACAGUUGUAUGAAAUGAAACAUAUCCUGCCCAGGAUUAAUAAUCUAAUGUUGGGUUGCACCAGGACUUAGUUUUCUCUGUGUGCCUUUGUGAGGCUGUGUGUGUGAUUAUAUAGCAUUAAUGCUGGUCAAAUUAAGUAUAGUUGCCCGUAUCAGCUAAUCCUCAAAUGACGGUCUCCUCUUGCAGAACUUUGGUCUUUCAAAUCAUCGGGUGGAAGGGAUAUGCAUUCUUUCUUUGCCUUGCUAUGACCCUGCUCUAGCCAUCUUGGGAGUCCUGCUGUUUAUCAUUUAACAAAUGCAUUCAUCUCUGUGUGCGUGCUGGGGAGUAGGAAUGAAAUGGUGUCAUGGUAACGUAAGUGGUCAUAUAUUGCUUAUAGAAAGAAAUAGCCAGCAUGAAAUUGGCUGGAAAGUAUUUGUACUCUCAAAUCAUUAUGAAACCGAGGAGGAUGACCUAUUUCCCAACAGUUGGGCAGAAACUCAGCUGUUCAAGUGGUCAACUCCUAAUGAGAAAAUUGUACAUAAUGUGAUUGGUCCUAAGAAAUAAUGACACUGAAAGCAUUUUUUUAAAAAAAAAAUAUAUAUCUGCAGAAGUACAUAAUGCUGCCUGAGUCUGCAAACGAAGGUUUGCAGGCACACUUAAAUGAAAUUUCUGAAAAAGAAACAGGGUUUUAGCUUAGCCUUAUCUGCUAACUUUGUACAGUGGUACCUCGGGUUACAGGCGCUUCAGGUUACAGACUCCGCUAACCCAGAAAUAGUACCUCGGGUUAAGAACUUUGCUUCA
Podarcis muralis (Common wall lizard) is the source of this 8728-nucleotide messenger RNA. It is a transcript of the gene NHSL2, whose product is annotated as NHS like 2. NCBI's taxonomy places the organism in Eukaryota, Metazoa, Chordata, Lepidosauria, Squamata, Lacertidae. The record is from RefSeq and is a predicted model, not a curated record. Gene Ontology annotation, biological process: cell differentiation.